GUCUUGAAUCCCUUUCUCUCUUGACCACCCACUUUGCUGGCCCACUUGGUAUUCCAAGAGUUGGUUUACGCUGCAGGAUCACGUCAAGCAGGCGGCUUCCAUAACUGACACCAGCUUGACAAGCCUGUUACACCAAGCUCGUUGUAGCGCCUCUUGACGGUGUCUCUUGCCUCGAGCAUAACCCGGAGCUCAUGCUCGCAGAUCUCUGUCAUUCUGGACCCUGUUCAUAACUUACACGCGGUGGUGUGUAGCGUCUCACUGGACAGCCUUGCAGUGAUACAAAGACUCGCGUCCGAAAUUGAUACCGACAGCCUGCAGCACACAACCAACGUGUUCGCAUAUCUAGCAAUCUUGCUCCUGCUGGGCUUCAUAUCCGAUCUUCCGUUCUCUCGUCACUACAGAACUCUUACCUGCACUUCAUAGCCAGUGACGACGACUAUUAGCUUUCAGCUCGUCAAGGGACGCCCACCAAAGCUCUUGCAUUUGCACUAGAUCAGGAUUUGCCAUCAUGGCAAACGCAGAAAUUUCCCCUAGCAUUAAACUGCCUCCUUCGUCCGCUUUCUCUUUUUCAGCGCCAUUUCCUCCCCCACAGUCGUCAUUGAAUAUCCCAAAUCCACAUAGCUCGAAACAACAACGUCGCGUUUCACUUGCUUUGCCUUCGUCUCCGCGACUGUUUCCUGCAUGGAGCUUCCGCGAUGAUACCAGUGUUGGUGUAAAUGUAACUUCGUCAGAGCAGGAGAAGAGGGGGAAGAUGAGGAGGGUGGAAAGCGAGGACGGACAAACCUUGGCUCAGGCUUCAUCGUCAACUCUCACUCAGAUGCAGUCCCAACCAGAGAAGAAGCAGAGGAAGAAGUGGUCGGAGGAGGAGACGCAAAUGCUUGUGAGGGGCUGCAACAAGUGGGGAGUGGGUAACUGGAAAGCUAUCCUCAAUGACCCAGAAUUGACGUUUGACAAUCGCUCUCCGGUAGAUCUCAAGGAUAGAUUCCGCACGUACUUCCCCGACGCAUACCGUCUCCACUAUCCAAACGCCAAGACUCAUCUCUCGUCCAAGAUUCGCUCAGCCCUUCCAGACGGCAGCUCUAUCUUCGAAAAGACCCGGUCCAAGAAGCGACGUCCUUUCACCGAAGAGGAGGACCGUGCGCUGAAAGAAGGUUACGACAAACAUGGAACAGUUUGGGCGACUAUCGUGAAGGAGAACCCUAUUUUCCUCGAGCAAGGCCGACGAUCGACUGACUUGAGGGACCGCUUCCGCAAUGCAUUUCCUGAGCUCUACCUCGCUGCUGGGUACAAGCCAAGAACCAGUGUGGCUAAGAAGAAGAAAUUGGGUGAUUGCGCAACCGAUGCUGCCAGUGUUGUUAGCCCGAGUGAAAGAUCUAGACCGGUGCGAGCAGCAACAGAUGACCAGCUCACCAUGGGAUCGAAGGGUGCAUUGGGUCCCGUACGACGGAAACGGAGGCAUACAGCUCAGGGACUUUUUCGGGGUGGGACAAAGAGCGUACCGGAGAGCACGACUAAUUCUGAAGACGAGGAUAGCGGGUCGGAUGACGACAAGGACAAGUCACCUGUCUCCUCGUUGAACAUGUCCAACUUGACAUCGAACACCAGUGGGUCACUGGCUACCCCGGAAGAUCUUUUCGGUGACACCGCUUCGUCCGAAGUUGACAUGGACGUGCAAGCACUUGACGCACUCGCUGACCCGCUCGGCCAGUCUAUGCAUGAUUUUAUACCAGACUUGACGGACUCAUCACACACAACGUCAUGGACACUCGACACCUCUUCACACUCAUGGACAUCAACAAAUAACGUUGAUGCUAAUGUAGCCAAUUCCCCGUCUCACGAUUACUUCCUCCCUCAUUCACCUCCAGCUAUGAGCAAUGCCAUGAUCGGCAAGUCAGCUUGGGGGCCUCAAGAUUGGCUUUCACCUAAUCCGAAGCUGGAGAAUAGCUCGGGCGUUAGUGGUGCUGCUUCGACGAGUAGUACUUCGUCGUACCUUGGAGGGAAUCCUACAUUCUCGCCGUCACCACUUCCACCCUCAUCUCCCUCACAGUACUCAUCUGCUGCUCAUGCUCCAUUGUCACUCAGCCAUUUGUCUUUAAAUUCUCUUGCUCAUUCUCACCCAUCUCACCUACACAACUUACAUCAUUCACAAUUUCUACAGAACCACUCUCAGGGCAUCUUCGAUCGUUACGAUCUCUUUCCUUCAUCAUCACAACAGGAUCUUGAUUUGGACUUCGACUAUGUCUCCGAAGGUUUCGGCGCGGGUGACACCAGUGAUGCCCAAUCCGCGUUUUCUGAUCCCAGCAUGGGCAUGGGUGGCAUGGGUAUGGGUAUGCGAGGCGGAUUCACUCAUCACUCCAACUACGCUGGAGAUUUGAUUUUCGGAGCGCGAACUCACCAGCCAAGUGGACAUAUGCAUAUGGAUUAUGGGGCAGGGUUCGGUUUUGGUGGAUACAAUUCACAUGGCGGUGCUUCAGGGAGCGGAUUGGGACUGGACGGUGUUCAGGGUCCGUCCAGUCAAAAGAGUGGCCUUCAGCACACACCUGCGCUACCUGGGAUUGACGAGAUUGAGCUCACGAAUAUCACGCUAGAUGAUCGUGAUAUAGAAGUUGAACCUCAAGAUGCGAUGGUCAUGCCUCUAGAAGAGGCGGUCAAUAUACCAAAGGACGAGGAAGAGCUACCGAGUAAGGCUGGCGAUCGACAACAAGGGUCGUACUCGAUGCAAAAUGCUCUUCCUCUAGAAGAUCUCAUAGGCAUGCCUUCAUCAGACGAUGACCAACGAGGUGAUCAGGAUAUGAGUAUACAUGUCACCCCCCCACAUACCCCUCUCUUCAGUGGUAGAACUUCCGGGAGAACGUUAAUGUCUGGACGGAGUGCUACCACUGGUAUGCACACACCCGUCCAUGGGCACAAUCACAAUCGUUCCGUUUCUGUUCCACCGUCAGAACAUCGGUCACCUGUUCCGAAGCCGUCUCUAUCGCAGACGCAGACUCCUAACCCCUCAAGACAGUACAAGCCUUUACCAGUGACGAGGAUGUCAUUCCAACCUUUCCAACUCCCCGCUACUAUCGCCCCCUCUCAGAUUCAGUCACAGCUACCUCAGCAACAAAUGCCGUUUUUACCUCCACCGAUGUCAGCAUACUCUACACAUGCACUAACCCCAGACGUCUACCACGUUCCAUAUUUGGACCUGCAUUACUAUAGUUCAUCUUCGAAUAGCACCGCCGAAGAUCUUGCCGCCGACCCUUUCUAUGCUGCAAAGUUCCAGGGACACGCACAAGCUUUGGAUCUCGCUCAAACCCUUUCGCAGGUCAACGCUAAACCAUCUUGCGUUGCUCUGUCGCAGGUGCAGCUUAUUCCUCCUCCGGGUAUGACCGGGCCUGGUCCAGGAGGCGGACAGAGUAUGUCAGCUCCAGAUGCCACUAUUGGGCGGUCACAGUCACACCUCCGAAGGCAAAGCGCGGCUGCCAUCUCUCCUCAAGAUUUGCUACUGAGGAAAGGGAAUGAUAAUAAGCGAAAGAGGGCAAGUUGGGAUGGUGGUCCUGCUUGAGGGAUGAGCAAUUGGCGAGUCUAGUUUGUAUUGGCGGUGCUCCUGAUAUUUGGAUUCUAUUCGGACUUCGUGUUAUUUCUCUGUCUUUCUCAUUGUCUGCUAUACUCACAUACCAUGAAUCUUCCAAUGCAUGGUCGUUCUGUCUACGUGGAUUCCCUCUCAUCAUCACUAUUCCUCUAUUAGCUCAUGAUCUCUCGUCUUAGGCAUAAUCGUGUACUUACUCCUGCAUAACCACAUCCUGUUGGUUUCCUGCGUCUUUUGGAGUCGGGCUCAUGGCUUUUUUAAGUAUCAUCGAAAAGUAAUCUUGCUGAUGUACUCAUUACAUGCAGAAUAUGCUGCAAACCUUGAGGUCUCAUCCAGUCGAUCGAAGGACAUAUGCUGCAACGAGUGGCCUUUAGCGAAUGUCGCAUUAAUGCAACAUGGUGAAUCCUGACUUAUUUUGACAAACAACGCCCUCUGUCAAUUUUUACAUAUAUGAGAUAUUCCUACACGCACACGUAGGACUCCGUAUAUUUGAUAGCCUGCAAGGCGAGGUUGUAGUGCCUCGUUGAAGACUGAAUCCUCAGAUAAUUUGCCUGAUACAUUAGUAGCGUAAGAGGGGUACUUUGUCGUCAUUUUAAACUUGUCGUAGUCUCAAUGUACUUUUUCUACUUAAGUACUUAUUCAAUGUUUCGAAUUUGC
Molecule: messenger RNA, 4228 nt
Organism: Somion occarium
Lineage: Eukaryota; Fungi; Basidiomycota; Agaricomycetes; Polyporales; Cerrenaceae
Source: the annotation of a GenBank genome assembly